Messenger RNA from Notodromas monacha, 3269 nucleotides. NCBI's taxonomy places the organism in Eukaryota, Metazoa, Arthropoda, Ostracoda, Podocopida, Cyprididae. The record is from the annotation of a GenBank genome assembly.
AUGGUUGCCGACUCGCUGAAAGUCGGCGUGGAGCCUAAAGGUAAUCCCAAGGGAGGACCGCUCGCGACUUAUGAUAUUAUUGUGGGUAAUGCGCGCCCGCGACGUGGAAUUAAAGUCAUGGAUGAGUUUGAAAAGGUUGGGUCGGAGCGUGAGAGGAAGGACCCCGAGGUGGCAGGGGUUAUGGUGACUCCGGCACGGAUGAAGCGGGAAUCUUGGGAAAGGGCACCUGCAUUCUCUCGAUUCGCCCGCUCGCUGAACACCGGGGGCACGUAUUUUUGCUUUCGGAUAAUUUGCUGCUCCUUUGACUUCCUGGCCCGAGAAAAUCCCGCGGCCUCCUCGUUAUGCAGAGCAGCGAGCCGCCGCGUCGCUGGGUGUGGUCUCCUCUCUCCUUCUCUUCUCUCUGGAGUAGAUUCGCGGGUUUUGUUUGUUCCUGUGGCCCAGUUGCGCGACCCGCCGCCGUCGGAGGCGGCACUUGAUUACGUCCCUGCAGCAUCCGACGGACGCUUGUUUUCAGAGAUGAGCUUUGAAUCCCUGCUGCUGCUGCUGACCCCUUCGUGAAAGAUUUUACCGGAUGCGAAUAAUUGUCGGGAGUACUAUUCGCCCGGCACCGGAAACUGGUGCGACAGGGUCGUGUUAAUUGAACUUUACGCCUUACCGAGUUGUUUAGCCGACGGGCGACGGGAAUCCCUCAUCAGCUCCCUUGCAAGGGAACAGGAUAGUGGUGAUUCAAACGCCUUGAAUGCUCCCACGAAGGAAAUCAAAACUCUCGUUAGAACUCAUCUCGACGGGUUGUCCGCGCACACUGCAACGAAAUUGGCCAUGAAUGAAUUAGGAAACCUGACGGCGGCGUUACAAUCCCCCGUGCGUCCCGCAGGUAAAGCCUGGCAUUCGCUGAGAAUUUCCGGUCGGGGGCAGGUGGCGAAUGCCCGUAAGCUUCUUCCCCACUGUGCUGGCGUUGAAAAGGGGGAAUUCGGGUACCCAUUCGUCGACUUGAGGCCGACACUGUGGGCACGUUUUUUCUCGUCGAUCGCCGUGAUCGCCCUGGCGCUCAUUUAUGCGCGGCCAUGGAGGAAAGGUGAAGAAGAAUCACCAGUUCCGGCGAGCAAGCGUUAUGGGUCUUGCAUGACGGGGAUCGGCGAAGUUCACGGGUCUGGUGGAAACCCGGCUGUGAACGGGGAUGGAUUCAACAUGUCCCAGCACAGCGGGUUCGACGGGGCGCCAGAGGCCGAGUACUCCAACACUGCGUACCUCAACGGAGGACCUGGGUCCAACGGGCCCGGGUCAGCCGAGGGCUACUACGGCAGUCCCCAGGCCCCAUCGGGCCAACACGCCCCGUCGCAUCACCAUCCGCACUUCAUAUCCGCGCCCCCUGCUACACAUGCACACUACCUCAAGGGACAAGGACACGUUCACCCGUCCAUCAUGCCUCGUGAAGGCAGAUUUAGUUUACCUGAUGGUUACCACACCGAUGGAAGUCUGAACGGGUUCCAACCGGACCCGUGGGGCGGAAACCCAGCCUAUCUGCACGGGCGCGAAGUGCCGAACGGACCCGGUGGACACCACAUGGAUGUGCUCGGGCAUCCCCCGGAUUCGACGCAGUCGAUCGGCGGAGACGUGAAACCCACUCUUACACCUGUCAUGCUGAGCGGGUACAACGGAAAUGGCAUGAACGGACCGUGUUUCACGGGCUCUGGCCCGAUCCAGCUCUGGCAGUUUCUGCUCGAGCUACUGACCGACAAAAGUUGCCAAAGCUUCAUUUCGUGGACCGGUGAUGGCUGGGAGUUCAAGCUGACCGACCCAGACGAAGUCGCGCGACGAUGGGGCUUGCGCAAGAACAAGCCCAAGAUGAAUUACGAGAAGCUCUCUCGGGGUUUGCGUUAUUACUACGACAAACACAUCAUCCACAAGACAGCCGGCAAACGCUACGUUUACAGAUUUGUCUGUGAAUUGCAGAAUCUCCUAGGGUACUCUGCCGAGGAGAUCCAUGCAAUGGUUGAUCUGAAACCGGACAAGAAAGACGACGAAUGAACUGAUUUGGACGGGAAACAAGGGGGAGUGAGCGUUUUGGUUGCGAAGGGAGCUUUUCGAUACGGAAGAAGUUGAUUCUUCAUUUUUAAAAUCUGGUACAUGUAACCGACCGAAUCGACGAUCAAGUUUUCCUUGAUCGACAAAGGAAGGUUCGAUUUCGCUCGAGUGUUCUUGGUUUUUUGAUUUUUUUCAUUUUGCAUUAAUAUGCACGGUUUUUAUCAGCUGAAAGAAAUGUUUUCAGUGUGCGGAUCUAUAACGUAAUUAAUGCGCGGUCUUUUGAGGAAUUAUAUUUUGCGAGGAGUAUUGAUAUCGAUAGAGUUGCGAGUUGAAUUUCAUCGGAUUUUUCGCACGCACGAUUAUGGGUUCGAUUGUUGGGAGAAAUUCGUCCAUUUUUUUUUGUUUGUUUCCAACCCUCGGCGGCCUUGCAAGUGUGAAAUCUGAGCUUGUGCGAAGUUCACGGUGAGCUUCCUUGAUUUUCGAUUGUUUCUCGUUGGGGACCAACUAAUCGCGCUUCUGUCCCUGUGACGGGCAAAUUCCGAUUGCUUUAUUACGGGAAAUAUUUUUGUUUUGUCGUGAAUUGCGUCCGACGCGCCGUCGGAGUUUAAUGAAUCGAGUUGACUUCCGAGAACAGAAUAUUUGCAGGGAAAGUUGAGCAUGUUUAUUGAUGGUUGCUUAUGAUGACGAGAAGGAUUUUUGUGGGGCUCGAGUGAAGAACAAUCGUUGAAGCUUGUCCGAAAAUAUGGUUCACUCGACAGCGGUUUGUGAUAGAUAAAUGCGUUGAAAGACGAAGUCGAAUUGUAAGUGGGAUCCUGAGUUUCUUGACUACCCAGUUGAGUUCGAUUCUGCAAACCGCUCGCGACGAUUGCUUUUCUCUUUUUUUUCGGCCCUCAGGAUUGAUGUUGUGUUUUACUGGGACUGCGGUUUUUCGAUUGGAGUAACGAGGUUGAAAUAUCGCAUUGUGCUUGGAGAUGGGGAGGGUGUUGGUGUGUUGGGGCAGAGGUGCACGCGUUUUGAUGACGCCUUUCUUUCCUGCUGUGCACAGGUCUGUCGCGCAAAAUUUCCCCUGCGAGUGAAAUCUUUUUCGAUCGUUUUCGGUUUGCUGCCUGUUCUGGUUUCUGAGUCAGGCUUCGAAUCCUGCGGCGUUCGCUUGUUUCUUGCGAAUGUACCUUGGUUUUGUAAAGGUCUUCUUGUGAUUUUUGUACAGCGGCAAGGAUUCAAUUAAAAGUUCGCACUCAAGUUGA